Molecule: messenger RNA, 7528 nt
Organism: Oncorhynchus gorbuscha (pink salmon)
Lineage: Eukaryota; Metazoa; Chordata; Actinopteri; Salmoniformes; Salmonidae
Product: mitogen-activated protein kinase kinase kinase kinase 4-like
Exons: 33
Coding region: 453-5039 (1528 amino acids)
Biological process (GO): protein phosphorylation
Molecular function (GO): ATP binding; protein kinase activity
Source: RefSeq, a predicted model, not a curated record
GUCCAUGACUCUGUGCGAUAGAGGCCUGCCUCGCCUUUUCUCUCGCACCUAUUCUGUACAGACAUCCUUCGUUUUUACAUGAAAAAGUCGUUUUUUUUUAGGGCCUAGAUGAGGCAGAGAAGAAUAGAAAUAGCUUUGUAUCUCUAUUUAUUUACUGAUUAAUCACCCACUCCCCGGUUAUUGCAUCAAGGCCCUGCCCCUCUGAUUCCCGACCGGCUUCCUGUGUUUGUGCGGUUCUCACUGGCCAGGGAGCGAGGAGGAGCAGAACUGGGAGUUGAGCGAGCGAAGGGCCGAGCUGCCACCUCAACAUGGAGUAGCCUAGUGUCCUCGACAACAGUAGCGGACCACAAAGAGGAAUACUCGAGGGGUUAUUUUUCUACAAGGAUGCGCCGCAAAUGAUACCACAUCAAAGAUUCCACAACGCGAAGGAAGGAUCGGUUUAUAUUUAAAAGAUGGCGAACGACUCUCCGGCUAAAAGUCUGGUCGAAAUAGACCUGGCUUCAUUGCGGGAUCCAGCAGGGAUUUUUGAAUUGGUGGAAGUGGUCGGAAAUGGCACCUAUGGACAAGUAUACAAGGGGAGACAUGUCAAAACUGGACAGCUGGCCGCCAUCAAGGUCAUGGACGUCACCGAGGACGAGGAGGAGGAAAUCAAACUGGAGAUCAAUAUGCUCAAGAAGUAUUCCCACCACAGGAACAUUGCCACAUACUACGGUGCUUUUAUCAAGAAGAGUCCCCCAGGGCAUGAUGACCAACUGUGGUUGGUGAUGGAGUUCUGUGGGGCAGGCUCCAUCACAGACCUGGUGAAGAACACUAAAGGCAACCAGCUCAAGGAGGACUGGAUCGCCUACAUCUCGAGAGAAAUCCUCCGGGGACUGGCCCACCUGCACGCCCACCACGUCAUCCACCGUGACAUCAAGGGACAGAACGUCCUGCUCACAGAGAACGCCGAGGUCAAGCUUGUGGACUUUGGCGUGAGUGCCCAGUUGGACCGGACGGUGGGGAGGAGGAACACAUUCAUCGGGACACCCUAUUGGAUGGCGCCCGAGGUCAUCGCCUGUGACGAGAACCCUGAGGCCACCUACGAUUACAGAAGUGACUUAUGGUCCACUGGAAUCACUGCCAUUGAAAUGGCCGAAGGAGCUCCUCCGCUGUGCGACAUGCAUCCGAUGCGAGCACUCUUCCUCAUCCCAAGGAACCCUCCCCCGCGACUCAAGUCUAAGAAGUGGUCGAAGAAGUUUUGCAGCUUCAUCGAGGGCUCCCUGGUGAAGAACUACAACCAGCGCCCCCCCACCGAGCAGCUGCUGAAGCACCCCUUCAUCAGGGACCAGCCAAACGAGAGGCAGGUCCGCAUCCAGCUCAAAGACCACAUCGACCGCACCAAGAAGAAGAGGGGGGAGAAAGAUGAGACUGAAUAUGAGUACAGCGGGAGUGAGGAGGAAGAGGAGGAUGCUGGAGAGCAAGAAGGAGAGCCUAGCUCCAUAGUGAACAUGCCGGGUGAGUCGACGCUGCGUAAGGACUUCAUCCGGCUGCAGCAGGAGAACAAGGAGCGCUCGGAGGCGCUGCGCCGACAGCAGCUCCUGCAGGAACAGCAGCUCCGUGAGCAGGAGGAGUACAAGCGCCAACUACUGGCCGAGAGGCAGAAACGCAUUGAGCAACAGAAGGAGCAGAGGAGGCGGCUGGAGGAGCAACAGCGGCGCGAGCGCGAGAUGAGGAGGCAGCAGGAGCGUGAGCAGCGCCGCCGCGAGCAGGAGGAGAAGAGGCGCAUGGAGGAGAUGGAACGACGACGGAAAGAGGACGACGAGCGCCGGAGGGCGGAGGAGGAGAAAAGGAGGAGCGACCGUGAGCAGGAGUACAUUCGUCGGCAGCUGGAAGAGGAGCAGAGGCACCUGGAGAUCCUGCAGCAGCAGCUGCUCCAUGAACAGGCCAUGCUCCUGCCGCGCACUCUGCAUCAGGAGUUCAAGUGGCGUGAGCUGGAGGAGCAGCGGAAGGCAGAGCGUCUCCACAAGCGUCUGCAGCAGGAGCAGGCCUAUCUGCUGUCCCUCCAGCACGACAAUAAACCACCGCAGCCCUGCGAAAAGACUGAAGACCCCAAGAGAAUGUCCCCUCACAGUACUAACAAAGCCCCUCCGACAACGUCCCCAGGCCCCGUGGGCGAUAGAGCCCCAGCUCCACAACCCCAUUUCCUCAACAAUGUUAAUGCUAUUGCUUCACGGAGAACGUCCUGCGAUAACACUAGGUCCCCACAAACCCACUUCCUGGACAACGUCACUGCUAAUGCCCCACGGAGAAUGUCCUCGGAUACCACAAAGUCCCCACAAACCACGUCCCGGGAUAACACUACCAAGACCCCUCAGAAACUGACCCCAAACAGUGUUGAUGAAGACUCAGAAAAUACUCCCUCUGACAAUAGCGAUGCCCUAGCCACCCAGUCCACAGACGUUACUAAACCCUCACAGACCGGGGGCUUUGACGGCCCCAAGUCCCCACAGACCGACCGCUCGGAGCCUAGCGACGCUCUCGGUGAUCCUCAGCCAAUCAGAGAGGCCGACGAGCGCUUCCGAAAGAACAUUCAGGGCUCCCCUCAGACCGCCCCACCCACCAAGCAGCCCCCCGUGCCCCCCCGCUCCGAACCCUUCUCUAACGGCAGCUCCUCCUCCGAGUCUGUCCCGCCUGCCAUGCACCGACCCAUGGAACCACAGGUCCAGUGGUCCCACCUGGCCGCUCUUAAGAGCAGCAGCGCCGCCCCGCCCCCCGUCGUGUCUCGCUCCCAUUCCUUCAGUGAACCCGCGGUUCCUAGUUUUGCACAUCUCCAUCUGCGCUCCCAGGAGCCCCACAACCACCACCUUCACCCCUCUGCUGCUGCACGCACUGACCCCCAGCCCCGCAGCGAUGAGGUGCCCCCCAGGGUUCCAGUGAGGACAACGUCCAGGUCCCCUGUGUUGUCACGCAGAGACUCUCCUCUCCAGGCCUCUGCCCCGCCUAGCAACCAGGCAGUACAGAGGAGCGCCGGCAGUAAUGCGGAGCCACGUCUGCUGUGGGACCGAGUGGAGAAGCUGGUUCCCAGGCCCGGCAGUGGCAGUUCCUCUGGCUCCUCCAACUCCAGCUCCCAGGCCGGCUCUGGGGAGAGGUUCAGAGCACGCUCAUCGUCUAAGUCUGAGGGCUCCCCACUGCAACGCCCCGACAACGCUGCCAAGAAGCCUGACGACAAGAAGGACUUUGCCCGACCCAACCGGCCAGCCGGUGAAGUGGACCUGACGGCCCUGGCCAAAGAGCUGCGGGCAGUGGAGGAUGUGCGGCCCCCCCACAAGGUGACAGACUACUCCUCCUCCAGCGAGGAGUCGGGCACCACCGACGAAGACGACGAUGAAGAAGUGGACCAGGACGCCGCAGAUGAGUCCACCUCGGGAGCAGAGGAUACCAGGGCCGGGAGAGGUCUGAGUAACGGAGAGACUGCAUCCCUGAAGACCUUACUGGCCCACGACGACUCCGAGAACGACCUCACCACACCCUCCAAGGAUGGCACCUUGGUCAUCAGACAGAGCGCGGGCGACAUAAAGCGCCCGGCGGUCAAUGUCUCUUCAUCCUCCUCCGGUCCCAGUGUGGCUCCCGGUCAAGCCGUUCAAGCACAUCCUCCUCCCGGUCCCGGUAACGGUCACCAGGAGAAAAACGGCUUUGCCGGCCGCAUUCACCUGCUGCCAGACCUUAUUCAGCAGAGCCACCACUCCCCCACCUCCGCCUCCUCCACCUCUUCUUCCAUCUCCAUCUCCCCCUCCUCCAGCCAUGUCAGCCCAGCCAUGUCCCCCCAGACCCCCCUGGACAAGCUCACUGCCAUCGAGACCCACUCGGCCAGCAACACCAUGCAGAAACACAAGUCUUCCUCCUCCUUCACCCCCUUCAUCGACCCGCGCCUCCUGCAGGUCUCUCCCUCCAGCGGCAGCUCCCUCAACAACAUGGCGGCCUUCGGGAACGACGGGCGGCUGGUGGACGCCCUGAGGGCUGACCCGUCCCGUAAGGGCUCCGUGGUCAAUGUGAACCCGGUCAACACACGCCCCCAGAGCGACACGCCCGAGAUCCGCAAGUACAAGAAGAGGUUCAACUCUGAGAUCCUGUGUGCUGCACUAUGGGGUGUCAACCUGCUGGUGGGGACAGAGAGUGGUCUGAUGCUGCUGGACCGUAGCGGUCAGGGGAAGGUCUACCCCCUCAUCAGCCGACGGCGCAUCCAGCAGAUGGACGUCCUGGAGGGACUCAACGUCCUGGUCACUAUAUCAGGGAAGAAGAAUAAGUUGCGUGUGUACUACCUGUCCUGGCUGAGGAACAAGAUACUCCACAACGACCCCGAGGUGGAGAAGAAGCAGGGCUGGGUCACUGUAGGAGAGCUGGAGGGCUGCGUACACUACAAAGUCGUGAAAUAUGAGAGGAUCAAGUUCUUGGUCCUUGCCUUGAAGAACUCCGUGGAGGUCUAUGCGUGGGCCCCCAAGCCGUACCACAAGUUCAUGGCCUUCAAGUCGUUUGGUGACCUGGUGCACAAACCCCUGCUGGUUGACCUGACUGUGGAGGAGGGUCAGAGGUUAAAGGUAAUCUACGGCUCCAGCAACGGCUUCCAUGCCGUGGACGUGGACUCUGGGGCGGUGUACGACAUCUACCUGCCCACACACAUCCAGACCAAUAUCCAGUCCCAUGCCAUCAUCAUCCUGCCCAACACGGAUGGUAUUGAGCUGCUGGUGUGUUACGAGGACGAGGGUGUCUACGUUAACACCUACGGACGCAUCACCAAAGACGUGGUGUUGCAGUGGGGCGAGAUGCCCACCUCAGUGGCCUACAUUAGGUCUAACCAGAUCAUGGGCUGGGGGGAGAAGGCCAUAGAGAUCAGGUCUGUGGAGACAGGACACCUGGACGGGGUCUUCAUGCACAAGAGAGCCCAGAGACUCAAGUUCCUGUGUGAGAGGAACGACAAGGUGUUCUUUGCGUCGGUGCGCUCUGGAGGUUCCAGCCAGGUCUACUUCAUGACCCUGGGCCGUACCUCCCUGCUUAGCUGGUAGUGUACACACACACACCCAGCAGCAUGAAGACCGCACCCCUCGGUUUAUUACCACCAUAGUGAUGACUCAUGACAAUGAUUUAUCAUGAACUUGACGUACAACUGGAGUACUGAGCUCUGAGGCGGCGCGAUACAUAAAUAUCACCUGUUUCAAAUAAGAAAAGACAAUUGCACGAUAAACGGACUGAAAUCAUGAAGGGGAGGCCACGGGGUCUCUAUAGGCUGAUGGGACUGUGUGUGUUUGUCAGUUGGUAGUGCUGUCAUCAUGCCCAUUGGCUACUCUGCUCUGACAAGACGUCAUCAGCUUUUCUGGGUUCUCGCCCCCAAACCCUACUAGAGCCUCCCCUUACCUCCUACACCAGUGGGAGUAGGGAUCUGAGCCCGACUUAUUCAAAACACUGGUAGAUGUUAAUGUCUCUCUAUUGGAAGAAGAGUGAGGGGCUUAUGUGUGUGUGACAGAGGAUGGAAAGGGAGGAAAAUAACAAAGGGGACCUUAUAGCACCAGACAGGUGAAAGGUCAUACAGUAGUUUGUUAUUGUGUUUAGUCCAGGUCAUGUUCAGGUCAACCUCUUGUGUUGAGUUUCUUAGAUCAGUUCCUCGGACUGACAUGCCGUUGCCACCACAUGGGUACAUUUUCAAAUGGGUCGUGCUUGACGUUGAAAAUGUAACUUUUGUCUCUCUUUCACUCCGGCCUUCCUCUUGAUAAAGGUUCAAACAGGGUUAAAGUGUGGAGAGAAGUUUCAUCAAAGAUGUCGACUUAACCCUUAAUAGGACACUGCAACCUUAUAGGGGCCUUUCCAGUCCCAUAUACUCCUGAGGGUCUUUUCCAGCCAACCCUCAACUUUAACGUGCCACAUUGCCUCUCCUUGGUCGUGUUGGGCAAACUGUGAAUGGGUUGAUAUGUACAGUAGACUCUAGAGAACGGUCUUGGUCAUGAGUUGUGACUUUGACCCACCAUUUGGUAGCAUGAUGACCAGGAUAUUCAAUGGAACAAGUGUCAAGAUUAAAUAUACCGUAAGGAUUUGUAGAUGAAGCACUAAAAUCCACAACAUAUCCAAAUGUAUCAGCAACCACAGCUUUCGAUUGGUUUGUUUUUCAUUUUAAUGGGCCCCUCCACUGAAUUCAGGUUUACGGUUGUGGCUACUUGUACAAUCUGUUGUGACAAAUGCUUUAGGUUUUGCUCAGAAGUCCUACAGGAAAUGUAUCAAAAUCGGACAUUUUGAGUGCGAUUGAAUUAUUAAAUGUAAAAACUAUUAUAAAGCAGCAUGGUCCCCAUUUUGAUACGUUUGUGAAAUCGUUGUAAUUCAAUGUUGGACUAUUUUAAUACCAACAGACUAACAUAGUCGGGUAGCUUCACCCCCUCAGCUUGUCUGCAUUAUUUUAGUAUCUUGACUCUGAGGGCAGAAGGGGACAUUUUUGUUUUGUACAGUCUGUCCCAGUCCAGGCAGUAGUAUGCUAUGGAUUAAAGCAACACGACAACAACCUGGAAGCUUUUCCAAACCCCAGCAGCUCCUGGUGUUAUUUCAUUUGUUUUCCUCUCGCCUCUUGAUCCAACUAGUGAAAAAUCGGACGGCACUUGUUUGUCCUAAUGUUUCCUGGUUAGCCUGGGUACCAGUCUGAAGCAGCAGCAAGGAGCUCCACUGUCCUGGUCUUCUGACAUAGACUGGCACCACAGUUAGAUUGUUUGUAUGAACACAAGUUUUUAAAAAGAAUGGAAAUCAUAAUGUCUCUAGGGUUACAUGUCCCUCCAAAGCUUGACUCUCUUACAGUGGACUGUCACAUCCUCUAAAGAGGCCUGUGAGAAUAUAGAAAUGAGAUGCUUUUUUUCCUCUGCAAAUCUGUGAAACGCGGUGCCAUGCCAAGAUGGCACAAGUCACACAUUUUAACAGUGUUACAAACCACUACAGAAAGUAUCGAUAAAAUUUUUAACUCCUAGAUUUAGUUUGUUUCUGUCAUUUUUAUUACCCUUAUAAUUAUGCGACUGCAGUGGUUUUUAAAAAUGAAUGCACACAUUUAUGUUGAAAGUGUUUACAGAGGCAAUGUUUUGUUAAACCAAUGUGCAUCAAUAUAAAUAUUUAUGUUUUAUUUUAGGGCAAUUCUCCCUUUUUUAUUUUUAGCUUUUGUAUCAUUUGGAGGUUCAUGUACAGGAAUGACCCUCGACCUCUGUUCAUUCACUUUUCAAAAAUGACAAGAUUCUGAGUUUAAAUCACUGAUUUUCCUGGAUAACACAGCAGUGUGCCCUUGGCUGUGGCAACGUUGUGACAUGGUUCUCUGCUGCCCAGGUGCCAGGUGACAAGUGUUUCUACCAUGCUACUCUAAUUUAUGCCCUCUGUGUAUUAUGGGAAUUAUUGUAUUUUCCUCAAGGUCUUUUUUUCCAUUGAAUAAAAUCCUAAGUAAUUUACUAAAUUGUGUGAGGUAGUUUUGGAACCCUUUAACAUAAAGCAUUCAGUCUUCUCUAUUGUGUGAAAUAAAUGUGGGGCUGUAAACAAA